AUGAAAGGGGGGUGCUCCACUAGGAGGGGACUCUCACUCUACCUCACUGUCAGCCUUCUGCUUCAAGGAAGAAGUGAUGCUUUCACCAUCAAUUGCUCAGGUUUUGACCAGCAUGGGGUGGAUCCUGCUGCCUUCCAAGCAGUGUUUGACAGAAAGGCCUUCCGUCCAGUCAUCAACUUCAGCAUCCCUACACAUGUCAACCUCUCCUUCACCCUGUCUGCCAUCCUGGAAGUGGAUGCACAGCUCCAGCUUCUGACAUCAUUCUUAUGGAUUAAUUUGAUUUGGGACAAUCCUUUUAUCAGUUGGAACCCAGAAGAAUGUGUCAGCAUCAAUAAACUCACUGUAUCAGCUAAAAACCUGUGGCUCCCAGACAUCUUCAUCACGGAAUCCAUGGAAAUGAGUCAGGCACCUCCAGAUCUCACCGCAUAUGUCAACAGCGAAGGUCGAAUAAGGUAUGAUAGGCCAGCACAGGUGACCAGUAUCUGUAACCUGGACAUCUUCUACUUCCCUUUUGACCAACAGAACUGCACCUUCACCUUCAGUUCCUUCCUCUACACAGUGGACAUCAUGGUCCUAGGAAUGAACAAGGAAGUAUGGGAGAUAACAGAAACGUCUCGUCACAUCAUUCAGACUCAGGGAGAGUGGGAGCUCCUGGGCAUUAACAAGGCCACCCCAAAGAUGUCGGUGGGCAGCAAUGUAUAUGACCAGAUCAUGUUCUAUGUGACCAUCAGGCGCAGGCCCAGACUCUACGUCAUAAACCUUCUGGUGCCCAGUAGCUUUCUGGUUGCCAUUGAUGUCCUCAGCUUCUACCUGCCGGCAGAAAGUGAGACUCGCGCCCCAUUCAAGAUAACCCUUCUUCUGGGCUAUAAUGUCUUCCUGCUCGUGAUGAAUGACUUACUUCCUUCCAGUGGCACCCCUCUCAUCGGUGUCUACUUUGCUCUGUGUCUGUCGCUGAUGGUGCUCAGCCUGCUGGAGACCAUCUUCAUCACCUACCUGCUGCACCUGGCCACCACCUGGCCCCCACCCAUGCCUCGAUGGCUCCACUCCCUGCUUCUACACUGUGCCAGCCCAACAAAAUGCUGCCCCACUGUGCCCCAGAAAGGAAAUACGGGCCCUGGCCUCACUCCUGCCCACCUGCCUGGUCUGAAGGAGCCAUUUGAGUUGGUGGGGAAGGUGCCAGGUUCCUGAGAGGCAGAGGUAAAUGGGUGCCCUGGGCCAACGAGGGCUGGGCAGGGAGAUGAGGCUCAGAAGCAGCGCUUGGUCAGCCUGUGGGUGCAGUUCAGCCACGUGAUGGACACCCUGCUCUUCCGUCUCUACCUGCUCUUCAUGGCUACCUCUAUCAUCACAGUCAUUGUCCUCUGGAACACCUAG
Messenger RNA from Pteropus alecto (black flying fox), 1371 nucleotides. Its product is annotated as 5-hydroxytryptamine receptor 3C-like. NCBI's taxonomy places the organism in Eukaryota, Metazoa, Chordata, Mammalia, Chiroptera, Pteropodidae. Gene Ontology annotation, molecular function: transmembrane signaling receptor activity; neurotransmitter receptor activity; extracellular ligand-gated monoatomic ion channel activity. The record is from RefSeq and is a predicted model, not a curated record. Gene Ontology annotation, cellular component: membrane; synapse; neuron projection. Gene Ontology annotation, biological process: monoatomic ion transmembrane transport; signal transduction; chemical synaptic transmission. The transcript has 9 exons.